This is a messenger RNA of Meleagris gallopavo (turkey), 659 nucleotides long. The record is from RefSeq and is a predicted model, not a curated record. NCBI's taxonomy places the organism in Eukaryota, Metazoa, Chordata, Aves, Galliformes, Phasianidae.
AGCAAGCCCGGCGGCGGCCUCCCCGUCGCGGCGGCGAUGGGCGGCGGCGAGGAGGAGAGCGACAAACCCAAGGUGUCCCCUUCCCCGUUGCCUUUCAGCGUGGAAGCGCUCAUGGCCGACCGCAGGAAGCCGCCGGGCGGCAGAGACGGCCCCGAGGGUUCCGCGCCCACGCUGGGCUCCGCCCGAGCCAACCUCGGCUCUCUGACGACGGAGGCACCGACGUCGCCGCUGCCUCUCGGCGGCCACUUCCCGUCCGUCGGGGCGCUGGGCAAACUGCCCGAGGAUGCGCUGCUCAAGGCCGAGAGCCCCGAAAAGCCGGAGCGGAGCCCCUGGAUGCAGAGCCCCCGCUUCUCGCCGCCCCCGCCCAUGGCCCUAAAUUAUAAGGACCCGCAAGAUGCGGUCUCAUCAGUGGCUCUGCUUUUGUGCGCGCUGCAGCCCCCCGCGCAUCUCCCCGAAGUACUUUAUUCCGACAGUCCGAAGAGCGGCGGUUCCCGGCGUUUCGCUGCCUUAAUACAGAGAGAUGCGAACUAAGCCCGACGCUGAGCAGCGGGAUCGCGGAGGCCCGCGGGUGUCCCUGCAAUGGGACGAGCAGCGCUGGGGCUGCUUUUGGGUGUUCACCUCUUUCCUUCUGCCUUUAGAGAAAGGAACAUUUCCCAGAA